AUGGACAUUCAGAGCAAGCAACCUCUAAGGAUGACGGCCAGGAACCCGGAAAGAGCAAGGAUUGCGGUGCCUUCUCUAUUGAAAGCCUUCUCGCGGCCAGCCGAGUACCUCGCGGACGUCGACCAAAUGCGAAAUAUCCACGAGUACAGGCAUGCAAGAAUCUUUCGCCCUUCAUGCUGCCCUUGUUCCCGAUCACUCAGCCAGCUGGGAGGACGAUCAGAGAGUCGUCACCUCAACAUGGAACACAUUUGCAGCCGACAGCACCAUCACACACUUCACAGCAAUCGUCAAGGGACCAACUGA
Cooperia oncophora is the source of this 303-nucleotide messenger RNA. The record is from the annotation of a GenBank genome assembly. NCBI's taxonomy places the organism in Eukaryota, Metazoa, Nematoda, Chromadorea, Rhabditida, Trichostrongylidae.